CCCUGUAGGCUGACUCUUGUGCCAACCUCUGUGAGAACAUCAGUGGGUGCAGGGUACUUGACAGAGCCGGCGCCAGGGAGUUAAUACCACUCAGUGCUGCUGGAGGUGUGACACCAGCCCUCUGCACAUUGAUGCACACAGGAUUAAUCCACUGCAUGAUGCUCCAGGCAUAAGGCCUGGCACAGCUGAUUUACUGUCCCUGUCAGACUUGACAUCUUUGAAGGCCUCCUCUGCCCUGCACCUGACUUCAGUGGAAGGACUUGGAAGAAACAUCUGCCACUGCACCAACCGGAUCACCGAAAGGGAUGACUGGCAGUCAUCUGGCUCAGGAGUAAGAGAGGAAGCAAUGGGCUGGACUAUGACUCUAAAAGAUGACUUUGGGGCCAUUGCCUGGACGCGACAUGCUGGAAGCUCCCUCAGCCUCUUCCUCCUCUUGUCACUUGUUUCCCUCUCAGUCCAGUCUGAUGUUGUGUUUACAAAGGACCACCAUUUCUCUUGGAAAGCAGGCCAGUGGGGUCAGUGUGUCGGGGAGGAGUGUGGCUCUGGCGGGCUUCAGACGAGGACAAUAUGGUGUGUCCACAUGGAAGGCUGGACUACCCACCAUUCUCACUGCCAGCACGUGGACAAGCCAGAGAGCCAGCGGCACUGCUUUAAGGUCUGCGACUGGCACCAGAACCUCUUUGUGUGGGAGGUGUCGGACUGGGGGGGCUGCGUUCUUGUCUCUUUCUUUCCCAGCGAGCACCGGCUGAGGACGGCUGAGUGCAUCACGGCACAGCACGGCAUCCAGAGGCGCAAAGUCCAUUGUGUGCGCACUUCAAACCGCACCGCCGUCACCUUGAGGAUAUGCGAGUUCUUUUCCCAGAAACCACCUGUGGAGCAGGCGUGCCUCAUCCCCUGCCCACAGGAUUGUGUAGUUUCAGACUUCACCUCCUGGUCCAGUUGCAGCAAAACAUGCAGCAUUGGCCUGCAGCAUCGAACGCGACAUGUCCUGGCCACACCGAUGUACGGAGGGGCCAGCUGCCCCAACUUAACUGAGACCAGGACUUGUUCCGGCCUUGUCGACUGCCCUCCUGGGGAGGGCGAGUACGAGUACAGCCUUAAAGUAGGGGCCUGGAGCGAGUGCCGACUACCCCGUCACAAGGAUGCCCUGUUAAGUGGCAGGACCAAAGUGGACUUCAGCACAAGCUCCAAUGAGAGCAACACAGUCACAUUGAACACACAGGCUUCUCACCACCACCACCAGCACCACCACCGUCACCAGCAUCAUCAUAAACAGAAGUAUCCCAUGUCGUGGGAACUGGAGGUGGGAUACCAGACGCGGCACGUCCGCUGCACGCGAACUGACGGCAAGAAUGCUAUGUUGAGUCUAUGUACCAAGGACAACUCCGCCCUGACCUUUCAGGCGUGUGUGAUGCCCGAAGACUGUCAAACAUCCGAUUGGUCCUCGUGGAGUCCCUGCUCCAAGACCUGCCGAUCCACCGAUCUGUCUCCUGGUUACCGCCUCAGGUCACGAAUCAUGACGCAGAUCCCAGUUGGAGGAGGGCAGAGAUGUGCUGCCCUGGAGGAAAAAGAAGCUUGCAACAUCAUCGGAGAUUUACUUCCAAACUGCCCCAGGUAUGUGUGGAGGACCACUGACUGGGGCGAAUGUCGCAUCCUCCCCUUACUGAGCCAGCAGGACCGGCGGCUGGCGAACAUCAGUGUUCUGUGUGGACGGGGGAUCCAGAGCAGGAAGACCUACUGUGUUCAAGUCGCUGAUCACUCGGCACCGCAACACAGGAAGGAGGUGUCCAGGCCUGUAAACGCCAGGCUGUGCGCUGGUGAAGAGCCCCCCUUGGCAGUCCACCACUGCUCCAUCCCUUGCCAGCACCAAUGCCUGCUCUCCAAGUGGUCACCCUGGGGUGCCUGCCUACAUGACAACUGCAAAGAACCACAGGGGAAGAAAGGUUUCAGACAGAGGAGGAGACAGGUGUUGUGGGAGUCCAGCAGUCCUCCGGAGACCUGCUCUCAUCUGGUGGAUUUCAUCCCCUGUGAUGAUCCUGCAUGCUACCUGUGGCAGGUCCAACAAGCAGGAGGAUGCAUUCCCACUAAUCACUCUUGUGGUCCUGGAACGGCGGCCCAGAAUGUGACCUGUGUCAGCGCUGAAGGGAACGAUGUGCCGGUGGCCCACUGCGAACACGACCCGACCCCCUUAGAAGUGGCCUGCGAGGUGGCCUGUCCUGCAGACUGUGUGGUUGGCUCCUGGUCUUCCUGGUCCCCCUGCUCACACAGCUGUGCCACCAAGACCGCCGAGGGUCGACAGAGCCGCGGUCGCACUGUGCUGGCCAUGCCAGGAAAAGGAGGAAAGGAGUGUCCGGCAGCUUCAGCCCUGCAGGAGUGGCGAGUCUGUAAUGACCAGCCUUGUAUUGUGUUCCACUGGGAGGCCUCAGCCUGGGGUCCUUGUAUGGAGGAUGGCUCCAUGGAUCUCAAUGAAACCAGCUCCAGAAAUGAGACCUCAACAUGUGCUAUGGGUCUUCAGAUCCGCAAAGUGAGCUGCACGAAGAUGAACGUUGGACCUGUGACGAAUAAAAGGUGUUCAGAUUCUGCUCGUCCAGAAACCACCCGACCCUGUACGCUGCCCUGCAAGAAAGACUGCAUUGUGACACCCUUCAGUGAAUGGACAGCCUGCCCAUCCACCUGUGUGCCAGAAAAUGCAACCGCCGCCUCCGAGUCUCGAUACCGAAUCAUCAUUCAGAGGUCUGCUAAUGGAGGUCAAGAGUGCCCUGACACACUGUACGAAGAGAGAGAGUGUGAAUCACUUCCUGUGUGUCCAGUGUAUAGUUGGAGAGCUAACAAGUGGCACAGCUGUAGUUUGGUUCCGGAUUCUGUCCGACGUGGAUUGUCGGGACCAGGAGAAGCCUGUGGAAACGGUUUAGAAACAAGAGGAGUCAGUUGUGUUGGGGAGAGCGGCGAGUCGGCCAAUAUGACAGAGUGCCUGCAAUGGGCUGGUCCCCUGCCCCCUCAGAUCAGAGAGUGCCGGGUGGCUUGCAAGGAUGACUGCACUCUCACCGCUUGGUCCAAGUUUUCUGGCUGCGCUGGAUGCGGCAGCUCCAGCCGUCGCAAUCGCGUCCUCACAGGUCGCAGUAAAAAGAAGGAGCAUUGCCUGAAUAAGGAGCGGUACCCACUGGAGGAGACAGAAAUGUGUCCCUGCGAUGAGUUCUUGUCCCAGCCCUAUGGGAACUGGUCUGCAUGCAUCCUCCAUGAUCCAUCAGCUCCGGGGUCGCUGCAUGGCUGGAUGAGCCACCGGGAGGUGAAGGAGUAUGGCCAAGGUUUGCGCUACAGAGCCGUGGCCUGCAUUGACCAGCAGGGACACCUGGUCGACCCGCCUCCCUGCACAGACUCAGGCUACAUGGUGGAGGUUUGCCACGUCCCUUGCCCCCUCGACUGUAAGCUCAGUGACUGGUCAGCCUGGUCAGCCUGCAGUGCGUCCUGUGGCAGUGGGUUGAAGAUCAGGUCCAAGUGGCUCAGGGAGAAAUCUUUCAAUGGAGGACGGCCAUGCCCCAAGCUGGAUUUGAAAAAUCAGGUAUAUGAGGCGGCGCCGUGCUACAGUGAAUGCGGCCAAUACGAGUGGAGGAUCGAGCCGUGGUCCAUUUGUACCAUCAACACUGUGGACGACCUGCCAGCCUGCGGGGAUGGAGUCCAAAGCCGCAAGAUCAGGUGUAGAAAGCAGGGAACAACGAGUGAGGAUAACAGUACCUUGGAGGACAGUCUGUGUGAGGAGGAGGAAAUGCCUCCCAGAGCCCAGGUCUGCUUCCUGGCCUGCCCCGAGGACUGCGUCGUGGCCCCCUGGGGAGCUUGGAGCAACUGCCCUCUGCAAUGUCACGGAGGAACAGCUCGGAACAGGAGCAGACACAUCCUCCGCCUCCCAGCCUCGGAAAGCUCAGCCUGUCCACAGCUGGUCCAGUCGGAGCCCUGUAUUCUCAACAGCACCUGCUUCUCCUACCAGCACCGAGUCUCAGACUGGAGUACAUGCCAGCUGAGCGAAAAUGCCAUCUGUGGUCAGGGUUCACGUUUUCGUCUCGUAGACUGUAUUCGCAGCGACGGCAAGCUAGUGGAGUUGCUGAAAUGCAAGCAGUUUGGUCUGAUCAACAAGUGGAGGCUGUCAGAGAACUGCGUGGUUAACUGUCCUGUCAACUGCAUCCUCUCUGAAUGGUCGCAGUGGGCUGAAUGUUCGCACACCUGCGGUAACCAAGGUCAGUCUGUGCGCAGCCGGAGGAUCCUGCAGGAGGCUCAUGAGGAGGGCCGGCCCUGUCCCCAGCAGCUCACCCAGACCAAGCCAUGUCCCAUAAGGCCUUGCUAUACAUGGCUGCUUAGUGACUGGUCUCCAUGCACUGUGGAGGGUGCAGAGUGUGGCGAGGGGCUUCGGAGGAGGAGCCUGUCAUGUGUCGCCCACAAGGGCAACUGGCCCGAGUCUCCUCCGCAGCCAAUGGACGCAGAGCUUUGUGGAGACAAACUGCGGCAGCAGAUCCAACAGGAAAUGCAGCAGCCCUGCUUUGUCCCCUGUCCAGGAGACUGCCAUUUGACUGUGUGGUCAUCUUGGAGCUCCUGCCAGCUGACCUGCGUGGAGGGGCGAAGUUUUGAGACCACCGGUCGCCAAGCUCGCUCUCAAGCUGUGAUCAUUCAGGUCAUGCAGAACCAGGGCAGCUGCCCACAUCAAGUGUUUGAGACACAGCCUUGUAAAGGGGGGAAAUGCCACAGUUACCAGUGGUUGAUGGGAGGAUGGAGCAACAAUAAAAGAGUGGUGUGGUGUCAGCGCUCAGAUGGCGUCAAUGUCACAGGGGGGUGUUUCCUGCAGAAAAGGCCGACCACAGUCAGACACUGCCAUCCUCCGUGCACCAAACCCUUCUCGCACUGCACACCGAGCGGAGUGUGUGGGUGUGAGAAGGGUUACACUGAAGUUAUGACCACGCACGGCUUCUUGGACUACUGCACCAGAACCCCGGGGGUGGACACCAACAAGAAAGCUGAUGUGAAAACCAACUCUGGAAGAUUAAAACCCGGACCGUCUAAGGCCCAGGACCUCUUUAGUGAGUGGACCUUAAGACCUGUUGGCCCAGAUGGAAGAGUAAAGCUGUGGGUUUACGCCGUGACUGCUGUUGGAUUCAUCUUCAUUCUCUUCAUUAUUGCAUUAUCCUUCCUGGUUUGCAAGCCGUCGAAAUCUACGAAGACGUCUCCUCCGCCGCAGAAGCCCUUGACCCUGGCCUACGAUGGUGACAUAGAUAUGUGAGGCGGCUGUACGUCACAAGACGUGUUCGGCCCCAGACAGACUCCAGACGACGUUCUGUUUGUUAGCGAGCGCGUCCAUCACAUGCAGCCGACUGUUGGCCGGCUGGAGCUGGGUGAUUAUUUGCUGUAGUGCCAACUGUAAUGCGAGAAAAAAAAAUGCAGCAGACCAGAUAACGACGAUUGCACCUGAUUUGCUGCUGAGGGCAAUGUGGACCGGAAUUUUGGAAUAUCGGACAACUUUCCUCCCCGAAGAAGAGGAACCAAAGCCGACCAUGGUGCAAAUGAGACAAAAGGCCUCCAGACGUAGGUAACAAAUGGAUCUCUAGUUUCUUUUUUUAACCCAUUGCAAUUUACAGCACUGGUUGCCACCAACAAGUCAUGAAGACUCCUAAAGACAAACUGGAUCCACGGGUGUUUUUGUGAAUCAGAGGAACCAGCUGGAUAUUUGUCUGGUAUUUGUGUCGUGAGGAAAACAAAUCCUCUGGAGUCAGCAGUCGCUCGUGACAUUCAAAGACAAAACAAUAAAACAUUUGGCGUUUGACUUUGUCUCAUCAGUGCUGGAUCUUUGUGAAAAGAAAUGUCACUCGCCUUUGCGGCUAAACGAACAGCCUUUUUUUUCUUUUUCUGAGAAUGCUCUAUGCACUACAUUAGUGCUGAUUCACGUUAGUUUUUUCUUUCAAACGACUUUUUUAAUGUUUUAAUUGUCAUGCGAGUUGUUGCUGUCAGACUGUGUUCUGUUGAUGACAUGUUGUGAAUAUGUGGAAUCCAGAAGCAGGUUUUCCUUGAGUUUAACUCUUCAAUGAUGCGGUCAUUUGUCCUCCCUGAAUCGCAUAGAUGACUAAAUUUUGAAAAAAAGGGAAAUUUGUGGAAUUUCGCCCUGAUUGAUGGCAGUUACGAAUAAACUAGUGUUGCGUAGUCAAACCAAUCUCCACAGCGCUGUGUCAGGGCUAAAGAAAGGUCUGGCUCCACACAUUGUCAUUCUGCUAUAGGGGGGACGACACUCUGGCUUGUUUGUAUUUCUUUAAACUAAUCACAAUCAUCUUGGACCAAGCACAGAAUGCAGAAUGGAUAGUGGGAGGAGGAUCCCAGCUGGCAGCCAAUUGCAGCCUUCUACGCACAGACUACAUCUGGUUGGUCAGUCUGAGAAUGAACAGAAAACAGACCUUUAAUGCAAAUUAUGAAAUACCAGCAUGAUAAAGAUCAUACCUCAUACACACUUGUUCAACAAAUGCAAAACAAAAAUGCACUGAUCACCAAAGCAGAUACAAUAACAGAGAUUACCAAUAAUAUAGAUCACAGUGUUUUUUUUAGAGCAGAUAGGCUUUAAUUCUUUCAAAAGGAUGUCACACUUCAUUGCAUUUGUACAUCACUUAUAACAUCCACACACAAAGCUGAGAGAGCAAGGUGAGAAACUAGUUUUUCUUCUCUUUUCAUGAAAGACCAGUCAUACCAAAUAUGUCAAAGCACACAUUAGUUCAGUAUAUUAUAUCAUAUUUCUCUUUCUCUUGCUCAUGCACAAAAGUAACAGCUUUUCUUUUAUUCAGCCCUGAAAUUGUUUCAGAUUUCCACUUACAGUACAAGACAUCCAUGUGUUCUUGUAAAGCGUCUUAUUCGACCAUAAAUGCACACAUUGGGUAUAUUUUAAACAUGCAUCCUCCAGUGCAUUAUCCAUACGGCCCAGUUGAGAAUUACAUUUCUAAUACUUGGUGGUGUUGGUAUUGAACGCUGUUUCUCUUUCUGCCUCCACAAACUGAACAUUUGGUCUUGUGUAAUCUGACCUCCUUUUGAAUGUAUUUUACCAGUGACUCUAUAAUCGUAAUGCUGGUUCAAAUAUAGUUGCUACAUGUUGUAACAAUUGUAUUUACACAGCUGAUUGUAUGUAAACAUGCUUGAUCCAUUUUGGCAGAAAGUGCUCCUUGUAAAUAUAGUUGCUACAUGUUGUAACAAUUGUAUUUACACAGCUGAUUGUAUGUAAGCAUGCUUGAUCCAUUUUGGCAGAAAGUGCUCCUUGUAAACUUGUAAAACAGAAAAGAUUCUGUUUUACAAGUUGCCAAACAUUUGAGAGUAGUUUCUUUUUCUAAUAUUUGGCCAACAAAGGGACAUACAGUAUGGUACAUGUGAAGUCAAUGUGAAAUCCAACAGUGACAUCAUGUUUAGAUAGCAGGAUCAACUAAUAAACAAGUUAUCUGGCUACAUUUCCAUAAUACAACAAAGAACAGCCAACUUCUGACCUGAUUCUAUUAGGUUGUAUCCAAGAAAAUCAAAAAGUAUUUCCCCUAUUGUUUACAGUCCCUUGCUAUUUGUGUUACUAUUGUGUGUACAUGGAGAGCUGGACAAAAAUGCAAAUAAAUUGUGGAACCAUGUGAAAAUAUAA
Molecule: messenger RNA, 7636 nt
Organism: Pseudoliparis swirei
Lineage: Eukaryota; Metazoa; Chordata; Actinopteri; Perciformes; Liparidae
Gene: thsd7ba
Product: thrombospondin, type I, domain containing 7Ba
Exons: 28
Coding region: 347-5263 (1638 amino acids)
Biological process (GO): cell adhesion
Cellular component (GO): extracellular matrix
Source: RefSeq, a predicted model, not a curated record